GACUGAGGUGAGCUGCUGCUCCAGGAUCUCUAAAUAAAUACACAAAUGCUGACCCGAAGAGGACAAAUUAAAUUACACAAGGCUUUCAGACGCACGACGAAGUGCCUGAUUGUGCAGAAAAUGAUGACUGUCUUGUGGAAGCUGGGGCUUUGCUCCGCCUGCUUGAAGAAACAUUCUUGUGGCUGGACCAGUUUGCUUGGUCAGUACAGAAAGCGGGUGCUGGUCCAUGGCAGAAACCUCUCCAGUCAUGCAGGAACAUGGGAAAGGGAAUAUAGAACAGAGACGCGAAAACGUGUCGAGAAACAUUGGCACUCACGACUAAAGGAGCAAUUCCCAGCGAUUUCUGAAAUGGGUAAAUCAAAGCCAAAAUGUUAUGUUCUUUCCAUGUUCCCGUACCCUUCUGGGAAGCUUCAUAUGGGGCAUGUGCGAGUGUACACUAUCAGCGACACAAUGGCUCAUUUCCAGAGAAUGCGUGGAUUUCAGGUCUUGCACCCAAUGGGAUGGGAUGCAUUUGGCUUGCCUGCAGAAAAUGCUGCAAUUGAGCGAGGCCUGGAUCCUGAAGAGUGGACAAGAAGUAAUAUCGCAAACAUGAAAGAGCAGCUUCAGAACCUUGGGCUAUGUUUUGACUGGCAGAAGGAGGUGACCACCUGUCAUCCUGAUUAUUACAAAUGGACCCAAUCCCUGUUUCUCAAACUGCAUAAAGCUGGCAUGGCUUACCAAAAGGAAGGACUGGUGAACUGGGAUCCAGUGGAUCAGACGGUGUUAGCAGACGAGCAAGUGGAUGAGAAUGGCUGCUCUUGGCGUUCUGGAGCUAAAGUUGAGCAGAGGUACCUCAAGCAGUGGUUUAUUAAGACGACAAAUUAUGCAAAGUCCUUGCUGGAUGCUCUGGAAGACCUUCCUGAUUGGUAUGGUGUCAAGGAAAUGCAAGCAAACUGGAUUGGGUCUUGUACUGGAUGCUACUUUGACUUUGAUUUGAAGGUAAAUGGAAAGCACAUUGGUGAAAAGCUCCCCGCAUAUGCUUCCAGCCCAGAAGCAGUCUUUGGUGCAUCCCAUCUGUCUAUCCUACCUAGCCACAGACUUCUACAAACUGAUAGUUACGUGAGAGACAUUCUUCAACAGUAUUUUGUACCUAACAAAGAUUGCCAGACACCAAUGACUGGGGUCAACCUUUUAAAUGGUCAGGAGAUUCCUGUUGUAAUUUCAGCCAAGACAGAGUUUGAAGGCUGUUUGGAUACUGUCAUAGGUAUUCCUAGCCUUAGUCAGGAAGAUGCAGCAGUUGCAAAAAAGCUGGGUUUAGAAUGGCGAGAGGUAUUUGAAACCCAGCCCGAUGGCACCGAGCAUUUGCAAAAUUGUGAUGAGUUCACAGGACUUGAUAGACAAUCUGCAACUCAGGCCAUCUUGCAACGUGCGAGGGACCUUGGAAUCGGUGGCUACCUUACAAGCCCGAAGAUGCGUGACUGGUUGAUAUCCCGGCAGCGUUACUGGGGCACCCCUAUUCCCAUCGUCCAUUGCCAAUCCUGUGGUCCCAUUCCUGUCCCUCAUGAGGAUCUACCUGUGCUUUUACCCAAGAUUAAGUCGUUUACGGCUAAAGGGCUCUCCCCGCUAACUACAGCCACUGAGUGGCUCAAUUGUGCCUGUCCUCGAUGUAAAGGCCCUGCCCAGAGAGAGACUGACACCAUGGAUACGUUUGUAGAUUCAGCUUGGUACUACUACAGAUACAUUGACUCUCAUAAUAAUGAAAGGCCCUUUGACAAAGCAGCAGCGGAUUUCUGGAUGCCUGUAGAUCUGUAUAUCGGAGGCAAAGAGCACGCUGUCAUGCAUCUGUACUACGCAAGAUUUAUUAGUCAUUUCUGCAAUGACCAAAACAUGGUCAAAUACAGGGAACCUUUUCACAAACUCCUCGUGCAAGGACUUAUCAAGGGGAAAACUUUUCGUUUACCAUCAAGUGGCCAAUAUCUAAAGAAAGAGGAAAUAAAUUUUGAUGGUCCUGACCCUCUCCACGCUGGCACUUCCGAAAAACUGGAAAUCACUUGGGAAAAAAUGAGCAAAUCCAAACACAAUGGCAUCGACCCAGCAGAGAUGAUCCAGAAGUACGGGAUUGACACAGUGCGCCUGUACAUCCUGUAUGCAGCCCCUCCUCAGCAGGAUAUUCUGUGGGACAUUAAAACGGAUGCCAUUCCUGGAGUGCUGAGGUGGCAGGUCCGCCUGUGGGCCCUGGUUACAAAGCUGGUUGACAUGCGGAAUUCGGGAGUGACACCUAGCCCUGACCUGCUGAACAAAAAGGAGAAAGGUGAAGCCAAGAAAAUAUGGCAGAUCAAAAACAGCACAGUAUCACAGGUAACCGCUUACAUGACAGAGGAUUUCCUGCUGAAUGCUGCAAUCGCCCGGCUAAUGGGCCUCACAAACUCUUUAUCACAAGUAUCUCCACAAGUGAUACUGCACAGCGCAGAGUAUGAGGAUGGACUGGCUGCCUUGUGUGUUAUGACUGCUCCCAUGGUUCCAUAUCUAGCGUCAGAGUUGUGGAGAGGUCUUUCCAGUGUCCAGAACAAGUUGACCGUUCAAUAUCAGUGGGACACUGAUGUGCUGUUCCAGCAGUGGCCAAAAGUGGACCCAGCUUAUCUGCAGCAGCCAGACACAGUGACGAUGGUUGUCAGGAUCAACAACCAGGUCUGUGGCUCAGUAAACCUGCCUCAACAAGUCAUCAGGAAUGUGGAGAGAGUGCAGGAGCUCAUCCUUCAAAGUGAACUGGGCAUCAAACAGCUACAGGGGCGGGUCAUCAAGAAAGCUAUCCUGUCUCCCAGAACCGCCCUCAUCAAUUUCCUGUUGGAAGAAUAAAGUGGGAUAAUGGAGCUGUUUAUGUUGUCGAAACAUUUUGCUGUCUGUGGCUUGCACUCACAGUGAUGUGAAGCCCAUUCACACCACAAGUUCAUUAUUUUAAGGAAUGAAUGUAGCACAGAAGCUGUGUGCUGGAGUUCCUGUUGAAGAUGGACAUUGGGCCUCAUAGUGGCUCCUUAGAACUCUUAUCUCCUGCUUCUGUUUGGUGAGGGUUGAGAGUGACAAAGCAGAGAAGCGUUCGGUUGGAAUGCUUCUGACAACAGUACUAAUCGCUUGAGCCUUCCGGAAAGGCUUGAGUGAUUAGAGAAUGGCUUGCAGCAAUGAAAGGGGGACUGAGUAAUUGAAUCAUGUAGUCAAAAGUGUUUUGGCUGGUCUUCUCCUCUUUCUGCAAAAGAAAACUCCGAAAACUGUUGGUCUGCAGCUAUUUUUACAUUACAGUCACCUUCAGUUAUUUUGAAAAAUGAAUAAAUCUCAUCUAAAUGUAAUAAAAUACCAGGCGUUUAUUUUGCUAGUCAAGCAACAGAACAUUAAUUGAUUGAACUGUAAAAUGUGACAGCUAAAGAUGCAAUUAAAUGCCAGAAUUGUUUAUUUCAUAAGGAAAGCAAA
Molecule: messenger RNA, 3441 nt
Organism: Stegostoma tigrinum
Lineage: Eukaryota; Metazoa; Chordata; Chondrichthyes; Orectolobiformes; Stegostomatidae
Gene: lars2
Product: leucyl-tRNA synthetase 2, mitochondrial
Exons: 21
Coding region: 46-2835 (929 amino acids)
Biological process (GO): mitochondrial translation; leucyl-tRNA aminoacylation
Cellular component (GO): mitochondrion
Molecular function (GO): ATP binding; aminoacyl-tRNA deacylase activity; leucine-tRNA ligase activity
Source: RefSeq, a predicted model, not a curated record